CCCGCCGCGAGGCCCGGCAGCGCCCGCUCCUCCGCUGCGCGUGCGCGGGACGGCCCGGCGCCCGGUGCGAAAGAGAGAGGUGGGGGAGGGAAGGGUCUGUCGCGGUUCCGUCCCGUGCUGAGGCCAGGCGCGGAGAGACAGGGAAGGGGGGGCGUGGUAGGGGGUGGGAGCGGGGAGAUGGCGAGCCUGAUCCCCACGGCGGCCUCUUCUCCCGCUGGAGCCCCAUCGCGUGGCAAGAAGCGCCCGGCCAGUCCGGGUACCGGCAGCGCCCCGUCCAAGAAAAAGAAAGUGACGGCACCGGGCGGCUCGCAGAGUGCAGGUGGGGAGGCCAUGAAUGAAAACAAAUUUCUGAACACAGACUCCAGCACAGGAUCAGUGGAAACAACCGUCCGACCAUUACCAUUUAAAGAUCCAAACUUCAUUCACUCCGGCAUUGGUGGAGCAGCAGCUGGCAAGAAGAACAGAACUUGGAAGAACCUAAAACAAAUUCUUGCUUCUGAAAGGGCAUUGCCAUGGCAACUAAAUGAUCCUAGCUAUUUUAAUAUUGAUGCUCCUCCCUCCUUUAAGCCUGCCAAGAAAUAUUCAGACAUUUCAGGACUUCCGGCAAAUUACACAGAUCCUCAGAGCAAGCUGAGAUUUAGUACUAUUGAAGAAUUUGCCUAUAUUCGGAUGCUUCCUUCAGAUGUGGUUACAGGAUACCUGGCUCUAAGGAAAGCAACAAGUAUUGUUUCCUGAAGAGAACAAAUAUUGUUGUAUAUUGGUUUGAACAGUGCUAAUUUUUAGAAAUGUUAUGGAAACGGACUGUGGGACUGAGGUUCCUUAAAACUAUCCAUGGAUAUUUAUGUCUGUAAGUAAUUGAUGAUGAUGCAUGAAUUUGAAGAACAUAAGGAUUUAAUUUUGAUAAAUGCUGAUAUUUGUUAGUUUGCCAAUUUGUAAGCUAUUUGGUUUGGUGAACAGAAUAGCUUAGGCCUUAAAGAUAUGAAUCUGCACCAUAAUGUUUGAGUUAUAUUAAUUUAUGUAGAGACAGGAUUUCAUCCCCACUGUAUAUAUUUUAUGUACUGCUCUGGCAUGGAAAAGAGUAAUUUGAAUUAAGGAAAAGGUACCAAGAUAUCCCAACUUCUGAACCUGCUUUACAGGUGUGCUUGCCAGUUAGCUAUGAAGUUUGUCCCACCUGUAAAAGAAGUUAAAAUACCUAGCAAGUGCUGCUGUUGUGAUGGCUGUUUAUGGUACUGAGCACUGUGGAUAUGAACAGCUUCACACAAAUACUUGCAUUGAAGACCUGUCAGCAUAAAUAAAGUUGGGCUCAAACUUGUGUCUAAAAUAACCUAAUGAAUAUGCAUAGUGGGAUAGAAUCAAGUAAUUAGGUAACAAUCAUGACACUUUGUAGUUUUUGAGUUCUUCAUUUCACAACCUGAUUAUUCUUCUACCAUUACUAGCUAGGACAAUCUUAGUACUAGUUUGUACAAAAAAAAGUACUAAUUUCCCAGACUUCUAAAAAAUUCUUCUGAAAAAGCAAGAAUUCCACAGCCCAAUGGUGUUCUGACACCCUGGUGGUCUUCAGCAAGGUGAGACCUCCUAUGUCAGGUCACUUUGCACCAUGAGGUACCAGAAGAAUAAUGGACAGCAACUGAAAGUUGUCACCCUUUAGAGGAGGGUGACUGAAGGAGAGUUUGGACUUUUGCUGAGGGGGCUGACUAGUACACACUAACAUCAGAUUGACCAUGAUUUCCUGAAACUAAGUCUAGGGACAAGGGGGCAGAGGGUUUUCUGCCCAUUCUUUCUUUUUGUCCUUUUUCUUAUGACCAACUUGUGAUUUAUCUUUCCACUUCUGCAUCUUUGUCCAAGCCUUAGACUUUUGUCAAGUUUUAAUCUGGACUCCAAGUUCAGGCUGAACUAUUCCUAUCCUCCAACAGCACUGCCUUCACAUACACAUGCCACCAACUACCCUGUAAGGUGUGGCACUUACCUCCCUUAACUCUUUCAGCUUGUGGGUGUUAGCCAGAAGGGGAGCUAGGCAAGUUACUUCUUGCUAGAAAUGCUCUUCUCCCAUGUGCAAAACCACCAAAAUGUGUCCCAUAGCUUGUUAAUCCUGGACUGUCCAGUACUAGGAAGAUGAGAUUCUGACAUGGGGCACCAUUCCCUCUGGCUCAAGUUCCAUCGUGGCCACUGGGAUCUUGGGCCGGGCACCUUUUCUCUCUGACUGCACAAGCAGUGCACAGUGGUAACUAGUUAGUGUCUAAGCUGCACCUUGAAUGCACAUUUCUAUAGGCGUGAUAAUUGCCAGUACACACUUUUUUUUUUUCUCUGAAAAAUAAAUAUGCAGUAUUAUUAAUGCUAGUUUAAUUUCAAUACCAAAACAAGAAAAGCAAUAACCGAACAUAUUGUUUAAUAAAGUCCAUGGGACUCAUUCUGCAGAUUUUGUGAUCUAAUAUUUACAAAAACAAAGUAAUUUUAAAAGUCUUUGAGAUGCUUACAAUGGAUCCUUCAAAGCCCUGGAUACCAGAUAAUGCUACAACUGUAUCACACAACAAAAAAGAACACAACAGGAUAUCUCUCUUCAUGCCAGUAAGCAUCUAAGCCACAUUCUCUUUGCAUCCAAGUUUUACAAUGAAUGUUUCUAACUUUAUGUACUGAAGAUGUGUUUAUAAGAUAAGCUUAACGCUGAUAUGAGAACACAAAGAAAUGCUGUGAGAUCAUUUCUGCUUUAAGUAAGCAGACAGCAGCUCAGAAAAUUGUAUUUCACCAGCUUCUUCUCUCCCACAAAUACUUUUUAACAUUCUUUGAAAAUGACUGUUUCGGAACCAGGCUCCCUCAUCAUGAGAAGAGCUCCAUGCACUCCUGUAUUGUACAAUAAGAUGUUGCUCCCCAGCUAAUUUCUACUAUGGAGUGUUUAUGCAUUGCAUUUUCAUUUGGCAUCAGAAAUGAAAGUCCAGUUUAGAUUUGGCUAAAAAAUGACGUGACUUUUCUCUCAAUGUUUUCUGUCCAUAUGAUGCCUGCUAGAUUCCCUUUACCUUCCAUGUUUCUUUCUUUGUUAGCUACUGGCCCUUUAUCUUAGUGAGUAGUACCUCAUUUUUACUCAUUAGACUGUGCAGUAGUCAAGCCAGGAGUGAUGACUCAACCACCAAAACCAUUCAGCCUUUUAGUGAUCAACAACAGUUUACUAUGUGGAACAAUCAAAACAAAUUCGUUUUAGCAGGAAGCAGAGGACAGAAAAGCCAUAGCAGCCAACAUGUAGGAUGUUGUUCAGUCUGACUAGGUUCUUUCUGGGAACCAUAUGUGGACCUGCUGCUCUCAUGAAUAUUUUUUAUGAGAGAACUGAGCAAUACCUUCCUUCCUGUAUAUAAGAGAAAAUAUGGGUAAGUUAAGAGCUAGCCUGUGCUAUGGAGCAUUUUUAAAAUAUGUUUUACUGUCAGCUUUAGAAGAAGUGAAAACUGAGGAGUACAUUUGUAUUUAAAAGUACUUAUGGGAUGUUUAUCCAGAUAAACUUAAAUAACUUGAAUUUAAACUGCAAAGAGGACGAGGCAUUUGAAAAGAGAAGCAGUGACAAUACCAUUUCAGACUUGGGGAGAAUGUGUUUUGGCUAAUAAUACUGCCAUAUCUGUGAAGCAGAAAGCCAGCAGUCAGGGUUAGGACUAAUUUGUUCAAGUACAACGUUUAGUAUCUGUGAAGUAUCACCUGAAUGCAUUACUUGAUACAGAGCACGGAUGGUUUCAGCCUCACAUACACUUGCAUUAAUAUGUUCCCCUGUCAUCCCCCUCCAUUACCCUCUGGAACGGCUCACAGCACUCCAGUUGCUGAGCUCCCUCAGAAAUCCCACUGAUGUUAAUGGGAAGUGAGCUUGUCCAGCAACUCACAAGGCACAAUUCAACUGGCUAAGCUUUACCUUUAGUCUUUUUGUUGGGUGUAAAACAUAUUUUCCUUUCCUCAUCUGUCUUCUCUCUCAGAAAGAAUGAGCAUGUUCACCAGAGGCCAAGCUCCUGUUCUGUGCAGUUACUUGCAAACACAAGAUGGAGGGGGAAGGUUCUCUGCUCCAGCUUUCUGUGGGCUUUUUCAGAAUUUUUUUAGGACUGCAGUAGCUUAUACUUGCCCCAUUAUUUGGGUGAAUCUGCUUGCCCUCUAGGCCUGGGCAAAGGAGGCCACUGCCUCUGCAGCAGUCGGGCACAGAGCAGCAGAGCUGCCAUAGUCUGGUUGCCUGGGAUUGCAGGAGUGCAGGGUGUGGAUAGUGGAUAGGAGAGUAAGAUGCUGGAGCCCCAGGGCUCUUGCCUUGAUUAUUUGCUGCUGGUUUGUACUACCCAUGGAAACUUCCCAUCCCAACCCUACUCUCUGCUACAUCUCUACUAGGAAUGACCUUGGCUCCAUGUCCUAGAAAGCAGCAAAGUUGAACUGAGAGAGGCCUUGGGCUGGCUCAUUUCUGAGCUCCUGCAUUUCACUGUCCAUGCUUUCUCCCAUCUUAGCAUUCGGGAUCCCUAUGGAUUCAUUCCCUAUCUGGAAACCUACCUUAUAUAGGUUUCCAUAGAGAACAGGGAUAGCAGGCAUGUGCAAGGAGAUGUGUUUUGAUCUCCUUUGACAGAAGCCUCUAAGUGUCAAAUUCCGGUAAAGCAGAAGGAAGUGAAGGUAGGCAAAGGGGAGAACAUUUUACUGGUGAAGAAUAUAGAAGUAAAAAUCAACUAGUAUAAGGUUAAACAGUUUUGUAAGUUCACCCUUAAGAAAAAAACUCAGAUUCUCUGCAUGAUGACAGUCUUUUUCCUGGAGGCUAAGUAAUCUUUAAUAAAUUCAUACAAUAAUAGUUUAUCACUAGAAAACUUACCGAUACCUUUUAAGACCAUUUAAAAUCUCUGACAAUGUACCUGGUUUACAUACUUCAAACAAAAUAGCAUGUAGGGUUUUUUUCUGAAUCACUUCAGGGAAGAAGGCUUCCAGAGACUUGAUGUAAGAUUCUGGGACAAAUGCCCUCGCUUAGUGCUCUUUUAAACAAGAAGAAUAAAGCAGUACCUGUGUUACUGAACACUUGAGUCACACAGAAAUUAUGAUACCGUUGAUACUAGAAUUCACAGAAAUCCCUUCAUGUUUUUCUGAUUCUAGUAUGUAUCCUCCAAUUAAAUAUAAUUUUUCUCUGCCUGUUGUAGAGCAUGGAUGGGUGGGACAUUUUUCAGGUUAGGAAAAACAUUUUGUUCUAGUCCAUUUGGUAUCUGUGAACAUUGUUUGACUUGCUUUUGUAUCAUCUGAGCAACUUAACAAAUCAGUCUUUCCAGAUCAUGACAUUACUGCAAAUUACAAUCUACAGACAGCAAUAGCAGUAAUCUCUUGGGAGAGUUAAUAACAACAACUAACAAACACUGAACUAUUGGUAAAUAAUCCUUGUGUUACUGCACAUGGUUUAUGACCUAUGAGAUCACAUGUCAUGUGUUAAGUACAGAACAUUGUUUUUUCUGACUCUAGCCUAAAAUCAAUAAUCUCUACAUGAAAAUCAUGGUACUAGUGGACUAGACAAUUAGUUGGUUUUGUGGCCAGCUGUGACUCGUGUUUGCCAGUGUGUUCCCCUCUGGGCAAAAGCUCCUGUCAGUUGCUUGCAUGCUGGCUGCUGCAGCCAUAUUACUUGGCUCUGGUACACCCAGCAUAGCACCCCAGAAAACUGCAUCUGGCUUAUUGGAUGCAGAUUAUUAUCUAAAGUCUUCUCCAAUGUUGCAAAUUUGAGAUGCAAAAAUUAGUCAUCUCUCUAACAAAGGAAUCAUUUGUGAGCCACUAAUCACACACAGCACAUGUCAACAGUGUCUCUUUUCUCUGCAAGUCUUGAAUCCAAAGCAUAGUUUUCUUCAAAGGAGAAUAGGAGCGCCUCCUGUGAGUACUUCUGUUUCAAAACAGGUCACACACAAGCAAGUUCUCAGCAUCAGGUUUUUGAAUUUUUGAAGACAGCUGCCUAUCCAUGCAUGGAAAGAAAGUGUUUCCUGCCCCAUCCUAUCAAAAUAAAUUGGUGUCUGUGCACACUCGGUGCCUCUGUAUAGAUCUGAUUAAUCUGCAGCAAUGAACCCUGAGGAGCAGAGGUGCUGGCCUGGUCUGCUUGGUCAAUACUUGGCAGGAGUCGGACACUGGUUAAGCAUGGCUAAUAAGGAAUGUCUGAAUUAUGGCUCUGAUCCCAUUUAUAUCC
This is a messenger RNA of Calypte anna (Anna's hummingbird), 6145 nucleotides long. RefSeq names its product INO80 complex subunit C (gene INO80C). The record is from RefSeq and is a predicted model, not a curated record. Gene Ontology annotation, cellular component: Ino80 complex. Lineage: Eukaryota; Metazoa; Chordata; Aves; Apodiformes; Trochilidae. Gene Ontology annotation, biological process: chromatin remodeling. The coding region runs from base 178 to 735 and encodes 185 amino acids. The transcript has 5 exons.